Haliotis rufescens (red abalone) is the source of this 753-nucleotide messenger RNA. RefSeq lists its product as uncharacterized. Gene Ontology annotation, molecular function: calcium ion binding. The transcript is spliced from 6 exons. Lineage: Eukaryota; Metazoa; Mollusca; Gastropoda; Lepetellida; Haliotidae. The record is from RefSeq and is a predicted model, not a curated record. Gene Ontology annotation, biological process: cell-matrix adhesion. The coding region runs from base 39 to 725 and encodes 228 amino acids. Gene Ontology annotation, cellular component: extracellular region; lysosome.
AAGGCACUUCGGUUUUUUUUAGGUGUAAAAGACUGACCAUGUUAGUGAUCGUCCUGUGUCUGGUUGGCGCCGUUUGGGGACAAUCGAAUCCUCCCCCUAAAUGUUGCGUGGCCCGUCAGUUCGAGGCCAAGAUGGGGGAGACUGGCGGAUCCAUCUAUUCGAGUCAUGGUGUGGAGGUGCCAGCGCUCAUUGACUCUGACAACGUCAUGCACUAUGACUACUACAACAGAACCAUUGUGAUGGAAGUGAAUACCCACAACCCCGACAACACCACCACCUACACCAGGAUCAUCCAGGAUUACAAGAGGGGCAUACAGCAUGUUUUCGGAGCAGGAUCGUGCACAACGUCAACGAUACGCCGUGGCUUCAGAGAACCAUGUAUUCCAGAUAACGCCAAAUUCGUGGGAAGUAGUUACGUCGGCUAUGGCGUGCACAAAAUCGCUUUUAACAACUGGGAGUUUGCAGAGCCGGACACCGGCAACGACAUGAGGCUGGUUGUUACAUCGUCGACUUGUGUCCCAGUGGUGGAAGCAAUCUUUGGAAACGUUAACAAUGCCCCUUCCGAACUUGUCUUCGUGUUCACUAACUUCCAGCCCGGCAUUAAAACACCAGACUUGUUUGUGUUGCCUUCCCUCUGUACUGGCGCUGCCGACACCAUCAACAAUGAAGACCACCCACAUCACAUUCAACGUGCUAUCCUUGCUAUGGACGGCUGGGUAUCUUAAAGUGUGAAAAUAAAACAUGUGCAGGUUA